Lindgomyces ingoldianus is the source of this 546-nucleotide messenger RNA. RefSeq lists its product as uncharacterized. The transcript is spliced from 2 exons. NCBI's taxonomy places the organism in Eukaryota, Fungi, Ascomycota, Dothideomycetes, Pleosporales, Lindgomycetaceae. The coding region runs from base 134 to 490 and encodes 118 amino acids. The record is from RefSeq and is a predicted model, not a curated record.
ACUGAAUUCAUCUAACAUCUGCCCUGCCAUUUGAAGAAAUUGCAGAAAUCGAAAUACAUUUUGAGCAAAAUCUUUUCGUCCGUCAAGAACCUCGACUACUACUAUUUUCGAAGUAUAAUCGAUAUCGAUCAUAAUGUCGAACAACAAAGACCACAUCCCGCAACAAAAGCCAGACGAAGAAGAGGAACAAAAAGGCACCGGAGGACUCCUCUCUGGAAUCGGCGAUCCAUUAGGUAAAGGCCUCAACACAGUCCUCCGGCCAAUCGGCGCACCACUCGAAAAGGUCACGCAACCGCUCGGUAAUGCGCUCGGAGGGGCCACACGUGGAGCUCUUGGCCCUCUCAUGGGCGAAAAAGAAGAGAGAAUGGAGAUCGUCGGUGGGAAUAACAAGGAUUCUUAUAAUAAGCCAGAGAAGAUUGCGGGGAAGGAGCAGACGGGGCAGAAUCCGUUGGGGUUGGACCAGACGGGUCGGUGGGGGUUUCAGGAUUAGAGUGGUGGUGGUAUUAGGGAGGCGGGGGAGAGGUUAGGGUUUGGGGAUUUGAGGGG